Messenger RNA from Misgurnus anguillicaudatus (oriental weatherfish), 1158 nucleotides. Its product is annotated as histo-blood group ABO system transferase-like. Gene Ontology annotation, biological process: carbohydrate metabolic process. Gene Ontology annotation, cellular component: Golgi apparatus; vesicle; membrane. Gene Ontology annotation, molecular function: hexosyltransferase activity. Lineage: Eukaryota; Metazoa; Chordata; Actinopteri; Cypriniformes; Cobitidae. The record is from RefSeq and is a predicted model, not a curated record.
AUGGUCAUGUCAAAGAUUGAAAUCCUGUACACUAAAGCAGAGUCUAAUUCUGAGGUUGUGUUGCUGUACAAACAGCCUAGUGUACUGGUUGGUCGGACGGAUGUUGUUUCUGUGACACCAUGGUUGGCCCCAAUUGUUUGGGUGAAAACCUUUGAUCCUACACUGAUCAACUUUAUCUACAAACAACAAAACAUCACUAUUGCAACAACUGUUUUCGCUUUGGGAAAAUACACACGUUUUCUCAAAGACUUUCUGGAGUCAGCCGAGCAAUAUUAUUUUGUUGGAUUUCGAGUACAUUAUUAUUUAUUUACUGAUCAACCAGAAGCGGUUCCCGAUGUAAAACUGAGUGAAGAACAUCAGCUAACGGUGCGAAAGGUCCCGAGUAUGGAUAGGUGGCAGGACAUCAGUAUGGGCAGGAUGGGAAUACUGGAAAAACUAACUAAAAGUGAACUGGAUAAUGAUACGGAUUAUAUUUUCUGCCUUGAUGUGGAUACAAAGUUUUAUGGCCCCUGGGGUGCGGAGACUUUAGGUCGGCUUGUAGGUGUGAUUCAUCCUUGGUUUUAUGAUUUCAAACGGACAAAAUUUCAAUAUGAACGUAGACCAGAGUCACAAGCGUUUAUUCCGGUUGAAGAAGGUGAUUAUUAUUACACAGCUGCUGCAUUUGGUGGUACAGUACAGGAAGUUUAUAAGCUCACCAAAACCUGUCGUGAGCAGCAGAAUAUUGAUGCUGCUAAGUCCAUUGAGGCAAUAUGGCACGAAGAGUCUCACUUGAACAAGUAUUUGCUUUACAAUAAACCCAGCAAGCUGCUCUCACCCGAGUAUCUGUGGCGGCAUAUUGACAUAAGAAGGAAACAUGUCAAAAUGAUUCGCCUCUCUCAUGUGGCUAAAAACAAUGCUGAGGUUCGCCUGAAUAAUUAAAUAAUUCAAUGUAAAACGGAAUAAUUCAAAUUAAGUUAAAUUUAUAUGUAUUUCUGUAGCUCUCUAUCAUCAUAUCAUUGCUUUACAGUAAUACAGACAAAAAAUAAAUAAAAUAAGGUGUAUGAAAUACAUACCUACACUCAAAAAAUUGUGCUAAAUAGAACUAAAAGCUUGUAAUAAUAGGGGAACCAUUUUUAGUGCUAUAUAGCACCUAUAAAGCACAUCCGGGGGUGAUAUAGC